Messenger RNA from Tarenaya hassleriana, 6033 nucleotides. Its product is annotated as regulatory-associated protein of TOR 1. The transcript has 23 exons. Gene Ontology annotation, cellular component: TORC1 complex; cytoplasm. NCBI's taxonomy places the organism in Eukaryota, Viridiplantae, Streptophyta, Magnoliopsida, Brassicales, Cleomaceae. Gene Ontology annotation, biological process: cellular response to starvation; TOR signaling; regulation of autophagy. Gene Ontology annotation, molecular function: protein-macromolecule adaptor activity; protein binding. The coding region runs from base 453 to 4526 and encodes 1357 amino acids. The record is from RefSeq and is a predicted model, not a curated record.
GGGAAACGAGAAAAAGGAUGAUAGAGAAGAGGAAGCAAAACGCGACACAUUGAAGACUCUCUCCUCUCGACAAAAUCCCAAUUUUCGCAUCUUCACUUUCUCUACCUUUUUCUCUUUGUGCCGCCAUCGCCACCCUGUUCCACCACCGCCGCAACCGCUGCGUCUUCACCGGCUCUCUUCGCCGUCCUUCUCCUCUCCUGAUUCCCUAGGGUUUCCGCUUCCGCCUCCGCUUCUCUCUCCAUCCAGGGUUCUCCGAGCUGGAUUCUCUACUCUUCUUCCGCUCAAUCUCCUUGCGCCGCUGGUGCAGCGGCUUCGUUGAUUGAUCUCGCUUUCUUCGUCUCCGCCUCCUUUUCGUUCUCCUUUCUUAUCCAAUCCGAACGAGCAAGUGAGGGCAGUGGAUUUGAUUUGUUUGAAUUCGGGGUGUUUUUUUCUUUUUCCUUUUCCCGAUUUGGAUGGCAUUAGGGGACUUGAUGGUAUCUCGGUUCUCGCAUUCCUCGGUCUCCGUUGUCACCAAUCACCACUACGACGAUGACUGCGCCUCCUCUGCCGCUUCCAGUCACGGCGAUGGCGAUUCGUCCAUCGCCUCGCGUAGAAGGGAUUCCGAGGCCGCGAUCAGCAGCUACGGAAAUGCCACGACGGCCACCGCCGUCUCCUCCUCCUCUUCCACCACCACCAGCAUGGCUUACUUGCCUCAAACUGUCGUGCUCUGCGAACUCAGACAUGACGCAUUCGAGGCGUCUGCGCCCUUGGGACCUUCCGAGAGCAGCAUAGUCUCGAAAUGGAGGCUUAAAGAACGAAUGAAAACAGGAUGUGUAGCUUUAGUUCUGUGUUUGAACAUUAGUGUUGAUCCGCCGGAUGUUAUCAAGAUAUCUCCUUGUGCAAGGAUGGAGUGCUGGAUAGAUCCAUUUUCUAUGGCCCCUCCAAAAGCGCUUGAGACAAUUGGCAAAAACUUGAGCUCUCAAUAUGAGAGAUGGCAACCGAGGGCUCGUUAUAAGGUUCAAUUAGAUCCUACUGUGGAUGAAGUGAGGAAGCUCUGUUUGACUUGUCGUAAAUAUGCAAAGACAGAGAGAGUUCUCUUCCACUAUAAUGGGCAUGGUGUGCCAAAGCCUACUGCAAAUGGUGAAAUCUGGGUGUUUAAUAAGAGUUACACUCAAUAUAUUCCCUUGCCAAUCAGUGAGCUUGAUUCCUGGUUAAAGACACCGUCAAUCUAUGUUUUUGAUUGCUCUGCUGCUGGGAUGAUUGUCAAUGCUUUUGCAGAGCUUCAUGAGUGGGGUUCUUCUGGCUCUUCUGGUUCCUCGAGGGACUGCAUUAUACUUGCUGCUUGUGAAGCACAUGAGACACUUCCUCAGAGCGUUGAAUUUCCUGCUGAUGUGUUUACUUCUUGCCUCACAACACCUAUCAAAAUGGCGUUAAGAUGGUUCUGCAGGCGUUCCCUUUUGAAAGAAAUCAUCGAUGAAUCGCUAAUUGACAGAAUUCCUGGUCGCCAAAAUGACCGUAAAACACUGCUAGGAGAGUUGAAUUGGAUUUUCACGGCAGUUACCGAUACUAUUGCUUGGAAUGUUCUGCCCAAUGAUCUUUUCCAGAGAUUGUUCAGACAGGACUUGUUGGUUGCUAGCCUUUUCCGGAAUUUCAUACUUGCGGAGAGGAUUAUGCGCUCCGCAAAUUGUUCUCCAAUAUCUCACCCUAUGCUGCCACCUACGCAUCAACAUCAUAUGUGGGAUGCAUGGGACAUGGCUGCUGAAAUCUGCCUUUCUCAGCUUCCUCAAUUAGUUGAGGAACCGAAUGCAGAGUUUCAGCCAAGCCCUUUUUUUAGUGAGCAACUGACAGCUUUUGAAGUGUGGCUUGAUCAUGGAUCGGAGCAUAAGAAGCCACCGGAGCAGUUGCCUAUUGUUCUUCAGGUCUUACUUAGUCAAUGCCAUCGGUUUCGUGCUCUUGUGCUUCUUGGACGAUUUCUUGAUAUGGGUCCUUGGGCUGUAGAUCUGGCCUUAUCCGUUGGAAUAUUCCCUUACGUUCUGAAGCUUUUGCCAACAACCACAAAUGAGCUGCGGCAGAUUCUUGUAUUCAUAUGGACAAAGAUUCUUGCCUUUGACAAGUCAUGUCAGGUUGAUCUUGUGAAGGAUGGUGGUCAUGCAUAUUUCAUCAGAUUUCUAGAUAGCUCAGGUGCAUUUCCUGAACAGCGGGCUAUGGCUGCAUUUGUUUUGGCUGUCAUUGUGGAUGGUCACAGACGAGGCCAGGAAGCAUGUCUUGAAGCUAAUUUAAUCUGUGUGUGUCUGGGGCACCUUGAAACACCCCUACCAAAUGAUCCACCGCCAGAACCUUUGUUUCUACAAUGGCUUUGUCUUUGUCUUGGAAAGUUGUGGGAAGAUUUUGCAGAGGCCCAGAUAAUGGGUCGGGAGGCCAAUGCUUUUGUUAGAUUGUCUCCUCUGCUUUCUGAACCUCAGCCAGAGGUUAGGGCUGCUGCUGUAUUUGCCUUGGGUACCUUACUCGACAUUGGAUUUGACUCUGGUAAAAGUGUUGGAGACGAUGAAUUUGAUGAUGAUGAAAAGAUUAGAGCAGAAGAUACUAUUAUCAAAAGUCUGUUAAAUGUAGUUUCUGAUGGGAGCCCGCUUGUCAGGGCAGAGGUUGCUGUAGCUCUUUCACGUUUUGCCUUUGGCCAUAAACAGCACCUAAAGUCAGUUGCAGCCUCAUAUUGGAGGCCUCAAUCAAGUUCUUUGCUGACUUCGUUCCCUUCAUUCGCCAAGAUUCAUGAUGCUGGGAGCUCUACAAUUGUUUCUUCACACAUGGGUCCUCUGACAAGAGCAAGCACUGAGAGCCUACCAGUAUUUCGUGAAUCAAGGGUCUCAUCAAGCAGUCCACAUGGUUCUUCUGGACUCAUGCAUGGAUCUCCAUUAUCUGAUGAUUCUUCACAACAUUCUGAUACCGGAGUAAUUCAUGAUGGUGUUAGCAAUGGAGUUGCCCAUCCGCCUAGACCAUUGGAGAAUGCGGUUUAUUCGCAGUGUGUUGUAGCUAUGUUUGCAUUAGCCAAAGAUCCAUCUCCACGUAUCGCUAGCCUUGGACGGCGUGUUUUGUCUAUUAUUGGAAUUGAACAAGUUGUUGCAAAACCCUCAAAGCCCAGUGGCCGACAAGGUGAAGCUGCAACAUCAUCUCAUACCCCUCUUGCUGGCCUAGCUCGUUCAUCUUCAUGGUUUGAUAUGCAUGCAGGACACCUGCCUUUAACGUUUAGGACUCCCCCUGUGAGCCCUCCUAGGACAAGCUACUUAACAGGUUUAAGGAGAGUUUGUUCACUAGAGUUCAGGCCGCAUCUCAUGGGUUCUCUGGAUUCGGGAUUGGCUGAUCCGCUUUUAGGAGCCAGUGGAUCUGAAAGAAGUUUGCUUCCGCAGUCAACUAUUUAUAAUUGGAGCUGUGGUCACUUCUCUAAACCACUUCUUGGUGGAGCAGACAACAGUGAGGAGAUAGUAGCCAGAAGAGAAGAGAAGGAAAAAUUUGCGCUUGAGCACAUUGCGAAAUGCCAACAUUCUUCAAUUAGCAAGCUCAACAACAAUCCUAUAGCUAAUUGGGAUACAAAGUUUGACGCUGGAACCAAGACGGCCCUCCUUCAUCCAUUUUCUCCAAUAGUAAUUGCUGCAGAUGGAAAUGAACGGAUCAGGGUGUGGAAUUAUGAGGAAGCAACUCUUCUCAAUGGUUUUGACAAUCACGAUUUUCCUGACAAAGGAAUUUCAAAGCUGUGUCUUGUCAAUGAGCUUGAUGACUGUUUGCUGCUUGUUGCUUCAUGUGAUGGAAGUGUUCGGAUAUGGAGGGAUUACACAACAAAGGGAAAACAAAAGCUUGUUACAGCUUUUUCGUCCAUCCAGGGUCACAAGCCCGGAGCACGUGGCUUGAAUGCUGUUGUGGAUUGGCAACAGCAAUCUGGUUACCUGUAUGCUUCUGGGGAAAUGUCAUCUAUCAUGCUUUGGGACCUGGAGAAAGAACAGCUCGGCAAUUCUAUUCCCUCUUUCUCUGAUUGCGGUGUCACAGCACUUUCGGCUUCUCAAGUGCAUGGGGCCCAACUCGCUGCUGGUUUUGCUGAUGGAUCUGUAAGACUUUAUGAUGUUCGGACACCCGAUAUGCUUGUCUGCUCUACUAGACCUCAUCAGAGAGCCGAAAGAGUCGUUGGAAUCAGCUUUCAGCCUGGGCUCGAUCCUGCAAAGAUUGUGAGCGCAUCACAGGCUGGUGACAUCAGGUUUCUUGAUCUCAGAACGACAAGGGACACUUACCUAACCAUAGACGCCCACAGGGGCUCACUCACAGCCCUGGCUGUUCACAGACACGCCCCUAUCAUUGCAAGUGGUUCAGCGAAACAGCUCAUCAAGGUCUUCAGCCUCCAGGGUGAACAGCUUGGAAUUAUCCGAUACUACCCUUCAUUCAUGGCCCAGAAAAUCGGGUCGGUCAGCUGCCUCUCGUUUCAUCCAUACCAGGUUCUGCUCACGGCCGGUGCUGCAGAUUCAUUUGUCUCCCUCUACACCGGCGACAACGCUCAAGCAAGAUAAUGAUAGAUCUGACCUGUAAGUGGAUCUCUUCCCUGGGUAAACGGUAAAAUUCUUGAAGCACAUCUCAAGCUGGUUAUAUAUACAUCACGAGAGUAGAAAAAGGGAUUGCAGUUGCAUUGAUUAUAGAUGAAGGAGAAUGAUAGAGAACCGGUGGCGUUUGUGGAGCAGGGGAUGGGGUUCGUGUGAUUUACCAAGAAAAUAUUCAUUUAGCCUCCCGUGGGGUUUGAAAGAUGAGAAGAUCCAUAUCAUCUUAUAAGGUGAUCGUUUACGGUGGGAGGCUUUGCCGAAUAAAAUAAUUUCUACGCCACGUAAAUGGUUUGUAAAUAGCUUGUCUGUUUGUUUGUUUCUGCUUUUUCUUUGGUGUGAUCUCUCUUGUUUUUUUUUUCCUCCUGGUUUCAUUCUUAAAAAGGGGGGAAAUUGCGUUAACGUAAAUUAUUAUUUGCCCUUGUAGAUUCAGUCAGGGUUUCAAGCAGUGGGAAAAAGUCGAUGGGUUUCAGUUUAUAAUUGCUUUGUUUUCUCUUCUCUUUCGGAAUGUAAAUUUGCAAUGUCAAAAAGAGUCGAUAGUUUUACAACGCAGGUACAUUCAAAGCUUAAAAUAGCUGUUACAUGGUUAAAGGUCCACUUAGCCCUCCCCUCCUUUCUCCCUCUUGACAACGGACCGUACUCAUCCUACCGGUGAACCAGAAUUCUAGAUUUGGAAUACCCGGUUUACGGAUUGAGUGUCCCCUGUCAACUCUUCGGAGAUGGCAUUGAAUCCAUAGAAGGUUGAGCAUCGCAACUCCGGCCUUGUGAGUUUUAAUUAUUACAUAGCAAUCCAUUUUACUACCGCCCGGUCUAAUUUCGUUGUUACCCAAAUACACAGUUUCAUUCUACACAGCAAUAGCAUUGUGUUUACUUCUCAUGGGGCUUUCUUAGAAAGUGUCUAAAGGUGGUUUUUUUUUUUUGGGGGAUUACGGAGACAAUGUCUACAUGAUACGACGAAUAAUACAUUUAUAAAAUUCAAAUUCUAAACAAAGGGCAUAAUGUUAAUUUUAUUUUCAGCCGCCACACGACACAGAUGAUCGUCUCGCGUGGGGCACACCAAUCUCUUUCCACCUCCCACGUACGCAGCAGCACUUUAUAGUUUAUAUGGCGAAGGGACUUUUAUGUUCUAAACCGUUGGUUUACUUUCUCGUCCAACAUAAUUUUAUUUAGCACUCUGAGGCUGAGCUCAACAGGUUUUCUUUGAACAUAAAUAAAUGAAUAAGCAAACUUUUUCACCUGGUCACGUUCUCGAUGAGGACUAUGUAUGUCAUGUCUCAUUUGCUACUCUUGAGACCACCACCAGCAUUCCAGAACACAUUCAGAUCUUCAAACAAUCUGUACGGAGGAACGUACGGCUUCUGAGCCAAGCCCGUCUCCGCUUUCCCAACAUUACCCGAUGACUCAAUGCCGCUUCCUCUUGCAGGAAGCGAAUUAGAGUACUGCAAUUGUCUGUCUAAACUCUGCUGCUGCUGCAAUGAUGUCC